UUCCGGAAGGGACCUCGCGACGGGAAGCAGCAGCAGCAGCAAGCUAGUCAAGACUUCGGAUCAUUCCCUCUUGGCCACGUUGUACAAUAUAUGUUUUAAUUUCUGUCAUACAUUAUGUCUGUACUGUGUUAUAAUAAAGGAUGUGGACAACGGUUUGAUCCUGACAAGAAUUCAGACGACGCAUGCACAUACCACCCAGGAGUGCCAGUGUUUCAUGAUGCAUUGAAGGGCUGGUCUUGCUGCAAGAGACGAACAACUGACUUUUCGGAUUUCCUCAGUAUUGCUGGGUGUACGAAAGGCCCUCACAACCAGGAGAAGCCCUCUGAGCCUGUUAAACCAGAAGUGAAGUCCUCCGUGGACAAGAGUGUGAAUGAUGUGAAGCCAAAGUUUAAUGAAUGCAUCACCCAAGCACCAAAACCUCUAGAGUCUAUUCGGCGACCAAGUCCAGAUGAGCCUUUCUCCGUUCUACAGCAGAAGAUCUCUCCUUCGCUCAAACAGGCUUUAGAAAAGCUUAAAUUAACUGAGGAAAAUGCACAGGAGAUAAAGGAGGAGGAUAGUGAUGAAAUUAAGAUAGGGACGUCCUGUAAGAAUGGAGGCUGCAGUAAGACGUUUAACGGACCAGACAGUGAUGAAGAGACAUGUUUGUAUCAUUCUGGUGUACCUAUCUUCCAUGAAGGGAUGAAAUAUUGGAGCUGCUGUAAGAGGAAAACCUCAGACUUCAACACGUUUCUGUCUCAGGAGGGCUGUACCAGAGGAAAGCAUCAGUGGAAGAAAAAAGAUACCGGAAAGAAAGUUGUGCCGUGCAGGUUUGAUUGGCACCAAACAGGAAGUCAGGUCAUCAUUUCCAUUUAUGCCAAAAAUGCAGUACCAGAGCUGAGCUUAGUGGAGGGGAACAGUACUGUGCUCAAAAUCCACAUUAUAUUUGAAGGAGAGAAAGAAUUUGAACAGCACAUCAGUUUGUGGGGGGUAAUUGAUGCAAGUAAAAGUUUGGUGAACAUGAUGGCUACCAAAAUUGAGGUCGUGUUGAAGAAGGCAGAACCGAUGUCAUGGGCCCGACUAGAUCUUCCACCUGUAGCUCCACCAAAGGAAAAAAAGGAAAAAGAUGAUAGUGAAGAUGAAUGUGAUUAAGAGACUAACUAUUGCUCUGAAUAGCGAUUUUUUUUUUUUUUUUUUUUUUUUGGGAUUGUAAAGGCUAAAUGAAGCAUGAAUGAAUUAUAAAUUUUGAAAGCUCUUCAUGUAUGUCCAAGGUUAAAUUCUAUUGUACAGGGCAUGUGUAGAAGGUUUUUUUUAAAAAAAAACCUAGUUACACAAUACAAUAUUUUGUUUCAGACCAAA
Messenger RNA from Puntigrus tetrazona (Sumatra barb), 1335 nucleotides. RefSeq names its product cysteine and histidine-rich domain (CHORD) containing 1b (gene chordc1b). NCBI's taxonomy places the organism in Eukaryota, Metazoa, Chordata, Actinopteri, Cypriniformes, Cyprinidae. The record is from RefSeq and is a predicted model, not a curated record. The transcript is spliced from 11 exons. Bases 115 to 1128 code for a protein of 337 amino acids.